CUAAAGGGGGGUACACGAGACCUCGCGUCAGUACAUCCGGGUUUCACACCUCACCCACAUGCCGUCAGAGAGCGCGCCAGACUCUUUUAAAACUUUUAAAAAUACAUUUUAGACCAAACAUCGAAGUUCAACCACGUUUUAAAAUCGAUAUCUUUAAACGUCUCUACGUCAACACGGAAGUGAUCAGCGGUGCAACAUCUGGGACACGCGGCAGGGGGCGCGCGCCUCUUUUCAAUGCGCUCUUCGAUCCGCAAGUUACCCGCAGAAGAAGAAACGUCGGCGCGCGGAGGAAGAGGACGUAGAAGAAGAACCGCCCGGUCCCGGUCACAGUGCGCUAAUGCGCAUCCAGCAGCGGCGCGCGGCUCCGGGGGACAACGACACGACGGAAGCCAGCAGGCGGAAGACAGAACAGCGCGCGAGGGGGGAGACAGCGACGAGCGGUGACGUCUGCGACACGGCAGUGACCAUGGUGGGCGAGCGGCGCAAUGGGAACCUGCUGGUCCAGCUGGGCCCGAGGCUGCAGGCGUAUCCGGAGGAGCUGAUCCGCCAGCGCCGCAACCACGACGGCCAGACGGAGUACCUGAUUCGCUGGUGCCUGGUCACCGUCGACGACGGCUCCGGCUUGGGGGGCGGAGCCAGCGAAGCGGGCAGCUCGGGGUCAGACGGGGCAGCCGGCCCCACGUCAGGAGACAGCAAGCCGGAGAACAUCCUGAUGUGGAUGUCCACGGAGGACGUGUACGCCAACUGCCCCGGGCUGCUCGGCAAGAGGAAGACGGACGCGCAGCGCCCGCUGCAGCCAGAGGCGCGGUGCGGCGAGGCCGACCACGGACGCCCGGGCACCGCCGCAGAGUUCCCUGCCGACGUGACCUUCGACGAGGUGGAGUUGUCGGACAUGAAGGACGACGUGAAGAACCUGGUGUGUCGAGCCAGGAAGCAGAUGGCCAAGAAGAGCGACUUCUCCAUCAGCAUCACGCACACCAUCCACGUGCUGAGCGCCUACGCCGGCAUCGGCUCGCUGGUCGGCGUCUUCAAGGAGACCGGCGCCCUCAACCUGCUGAUGGAGCUGCUGUGCAACAAGGAGACGCAGACCCGACGCAGCGCCGGCAAGAUGCUGCGGGCGCUCGCCUCCCACGACGCAGGAAGUCGUGCGUAUGUCCUGCUGUCCCUCAGUCAGCAGGACGGCAUUGAGCAGCACAUGGACUUUGAUAACCGCUACACUCUCCUGGAGCUGUUUGCAGAGACCACGUCCUCAGAGGAGCACGGCAUCUCCUUUGAGGGGAUCCACCUGCCUCAGAUCCCCGGAAAGCUGCUCUUCUCUCUGGUGAAGCGUUACCUGUGCGUGACGUCACUGAUGGACAAACUCAACACAGCGGGGGCGGAGUCUAACUCUGACAGACAGGAGGCCAGCCCCUCCCCCGCCUCCUCCUCCUCUAGCACCGCCCACCAGACGGAUCACGUCCGCAUGCAGCGGGAGUUCGACUUCACUGUUGCUAUGGCCAACCUCAUCUCGGAGCUGGUCCGGGUGAUGGGCUGGGACCGGAACCGCCAGUCUCCCGAUGGCUCCGCCCACGUCCAGGGAGGAGGCGGGGCCUGCAGGGAGGACCCCGGGGAGGAUGCGUCCCGCCCCGUCCUGAGGUCCAUCUUUCAGCCUCGCUUCUGCGCCUCCCCUGUUGCCCUCAGCACUGUCGCCGCUCCUGCAGCCGCCGCCUCCUCCUCCUCCUCCUCCUCCUCCUCCUCCUCCUCGCCACCCAAGAAGCAGACGGGAAACGGGUACAAAACGCGCUCCGACUUCGCCAGCCGCUCGGCCUACGUGGAGUACGUGCAGGACAACCUGAAGAGCGGCAUGCAGGUCCGCAUGCUGGAGGACUACGAGGAGGUCAGCGCCGGGGACGAGGGCGAGUUCCGCUACAGCAACGACGGCUCGCCACCUGUCCAGGUGUACUGGAACGCCCUGUCCAGGACCUACUGGGUCCACUGGCACAUGGUGGAGGUACAGGGCGGGGGCAGCAGCAGUCAGGCUGAGAAGGAGACUCAGGAGAAGGCCUCCACCCUGACGGAGGCGCUGAGGCUCACGGCUGUGAGCCAGACGUUCUUUUCCAAGCCCCCCGGUGGUCUCUACUCUCUGCCUUACCUGUCCGAGGGUCUGCACCUGGAGAGGCGGGCCCUGAGUCGGGCCGAGUGGUGGGAGAUUCUCUUCUUCAUCAAGAAGCUGGAGCUCAAACAGCAGCAGGAGGUCAGCAGCAUCCUGCAGCAGAGCCUGGAGGACCAGGAGGCAGAGCUGGACGACUCGUCUCUGAUUGGCUUGUCUGUCCACGGAGACGUGGCGAAGAAGCUGCUUCACUACCUGACGCAGAAGCUUCCGUCGUCUUGUCAGAGCGACCUGCUGUGUUCCCACACCUUCUCCAAACACUACCUGAGACGAGGAGGAGGAGGUCAGGAGGAGGAAGAGCUGCUGGCGAUGCGCUCCGUCUCCAAGAAGGCAAAGAAGGAACUUCCUGUCGAGGCCGGCAGCUCGGAGACGGAGAGGGAGCUGCCCCCCGAGGACGACAGCACGUACCCCGAGGACCUGGAGGACAAGAUGAAAGUGUUCAACAACCCGCGGGUCCAGGGCAAGAAGACGGUGUUGGAGAAACUGGGGGAGGUGGUGGACAUCCUGAGGAAGGGGGGGUCGGGCUCAGACCAGCUGGCCGCCGUGCUCUUCCUCACCAGGCUGCUGGAGGAGAAGGGAGUCCAGGAAAAGAACCCCAUGAGGAGCGACUCUGCUCAGAGCAUCCGGGACAAGGUGCUGAAGCUGCUGGUGGAGAUGCUGGGCUCCUCCUCCAAAGACGUGCUGAUGGGCGCGCUGAGACUCACACACCUCCUCAUGCUGAAGUACGAGUGGAGGGUUUCCUUAGCCACCGAGGGCGGAGUCAAAGCCGUCCUGUCCUGCAUGCAGGAGUUCUCCACCUCCACCCACGUCCAGCAGCUGGCACUUGCAACGCUGAAGGUCAUCUCUGGAGCCAGUAAACACGACCUGCACAGCGCAGGCAGCAGCCUCCCGCUCUCCGAGUCCGGCACUCAGGUGAUGUUGGAGAUCUUCGCCAGCAUCGGGUCGGCCACGCCCGAAGGCUCCAGAGGCCUCCUGGGAGCCGUCCCCGCCGCCAUCGACCUCAUGCUGCAGACCAAAGGCUGCAUGCCGUCGGUGCGUAACGGCCUGCUGGUCCUCAUCGUGCUCAUCUCCAACCACAAGAGCCUGGCGGAGCAGCUGGUGGCCGCCGGCGUCACCGCCGUCCUCAAGAAGUGUCUCACUCUGUCCAGUGCCGAGACCAUGCUGGCCAUCAUCGCCCUCAACCACAUCUCCAUGGUGCACAAACUGGAGAGCAAAGAGGGCCGCGAGCAGCUGGACUUCAAGGACACGGAGCUGCAGAUGUUGCUUGUGAGUCUGAAGGAGCUGACGGCCACUAAAGAGGUGAUCCAGACUCUGGAGCAGCUGCUUUGUGACGACGGCUCUCAGCUGGAGGGCGAACGCAGCCAGGUGACGCACAGUCGGGACACUUACCAGGAUCUGGUUCGUCUGAUGGAGCAGCACCGAGCCGACCGGGCCGUCCAGCUGUCCAUCCUCAGGAUCCUGAACAAGUUCCUGGACAGCUACCAGGAGGACAUGCUGCCGUGGCACGAGAGCAUCGAGCCCUGCUUGUCCUCCAUGACGGCCUUCAUCAGCGACAGAGAGGUGGUCCAGCAGUUCAUCCGCUUCCUGUACCGGCUGGCGUCCCUGAACAAGGACUACACGGUGGUGAUGUGCCGCCUGGGGACCAAAGAGGCUUUGGGGAAAGCUCUGGACAAACACAGCACCAACCUGCUGCUGGUCACCGAGCUGAGGGACCUCAUCACUGACUGUGAGAAGUACGCCAGCCUCUACAAGAAGAUGACCACCAGCGUCCUGGCGGGAUGUAUCCAGCUGGUGUUGGGUCAGAUCGAGGAGCAUCGCCGCAGCCAUCAGCCAAUCAACAUCCCCUUCUUUGACGUGUUCCUCAGGAACCUCUGCCAAGACCAUGUGCUGUGUUCAGGCUCCAGCGUGGAGCUCAAGGAGGACAAGUGCUGGGAGAAGGUGGAGGUUUCGUCCAAUCACCAUCGAGCAAACAAGCUGACUGACAAGAACCCCAAAUCCUACUGGGAGUCCAACGGCUGCACCGGCUCGCACUUCAUCAACAUCUACAUGCACAAAGGAGUUGUCAUCAGACAACUGGCCGUGCAGGUGGCCAGCGAGGACUCCAGCUACAUGCCGGCCCGGGUCCUGGUGCUGGGGGGCGACGAUCCAACCAACAUCAGCACAGAACUCAACACGGUGAAUGUGACCCCGUCAGCCAGUCGGGUGGUUCUUCUGGAGAACAUGACCAGAUUCUGGUCAAUUAUCCAGAUCCGGGUCAAAAGAUGUCAGCAGGGAGGAAUCGACACUCGGGUCCACGGCUUCGAGGUCCUUGGUCCAAAGCCGACCUUCUGGCCGGUGUUCAAGGAGCAGCUGUGCUGUCGGACCUACCUGUUCUACAGCACUAAGGCCCACACCUGGUGUCAGGAGGUGAUGGAGGACAAGAUGCAGCUCUUGCAGCUCUUCAACAAACUGAACAGCGCUCUGAGACACGAGCAGAUGUUUGCUGAUCGCUUCCUUCCGGAUCCCGAGGCAGCUGAAGCUCUGGGUCGAACCUGCUGGGAGGCUCUGAUCACCCCCAUCGUCCACAGCAUCACACUGUCAGAAUCCUCUGCGUCUAGCCCUCUGUCCUGGCUGCUGAGCGAGUACCUGGGAAACGGCGAGUCGAUCCGCCGCUGUAAAAGCCGCGCGGCCUUCUUUAACUCCAGAGUGAGACGCCUCACACACCUGCUGGUCCACGUGGACACCAGCCGGCUGGAGAGUGAGGAGCUCAAACCACCAGUGAAAUGCAAAGGUCUCAACCGAAGCAAGGAGCUGAAGAAUGGUAAAGAGGGUAAAAACAAAGAAACGCCCGCGGCCUCCUCGACCAAACCCCGGCUGAAGAGCAGCAGCAUCGCGGGCAUCGCCCUCUGCUGGCAGGGAGUGGUACAGCGCCAGGUGAAGAAGUUCCUGGAGUCCAGCUGCAGUCUGCCAGACUUCGUGGAGCGCUACCGGACUCUGUACAUCCGGCUGAAGAACGCCAUGGAGGAGCUGUUUGGUCAGCAGACUGCCUUCGUGCUCGCGCUCAGACACGGAUUCUCCUCAGCGCUCCUGCAGCUCUCCAUCCUCAGGGCCAUGCACGUGAGUGAGCGUUUCUCUCAGUACAUCGACUCCACCAUCCAGGCCAGCGGGGCGGCGUCGGGCAGCACCGAGACUCUCCAGCGUCUGCAGCAGUUUUUGGAGCCGAUGCUCUUCCUGUCGGGUCUGGAGCUCGCCAACACCUUUGAGCACUUCUACAGGUACUACCUGGGCGACCGGCUGCUGGCUCAGGGGAACGUGUGGCUGGAGAGCGCUGUGAUCGAUCAGAUCGGCAGCUGCUUCCCGAGUCGAUUCCCUCAGCAGAUGCUGAAGAACCUGAGCGAGUCGGCGGAGCUGCAGCAGGAGUUCCACCUGUAUCGCCUGCAGCAGCUGGACCGGUGCCUGCAGGAGCACGACCAGGUUGGCAAAAACCCACCAAACCAUCUCCAGAUAAUGGAGGAGGAAUGGGUGGAGUCAGAGGAGGAGGCGGAGGUCCAGGUUCUGGUUCUCUCCCCACGCUGCUGGGCCGUGUCCUCGCUCUGCUUUCUGGACGAACCCACAAAACACUUUCCAGAAGAGCUCUGCUCCUACCUGAAGCAGUUCACCCAGUUCUACUCUCACAGUCAGUCCAUGCUGGGUCUGAGCCUCUCGAAGCCUCGGCGUCUCCAGUGGACGUGGCUCGGUCACGCUGAGCUUCAGUUUGGCUGCUUGAAGCUUCACGUCUCAACUCUGCAGAUGUUCAUCCUGCUGCAGCUCAACAGCCACCAGGAGGUUCCAGUGGAAGCUCUACUGAAGGCCACCGGCCUAUCAGCUGCUGUCCUGCUGCACGCUCUGCUGCCGCUCAUCAGUGAGGGAGGACCGCUGAGCUGCAGCCAGCCGGAGGAGCCCUGCCAGGGAGUGUUGCAGCUGAAGCAGAAGGGGGCGUGUCUCGGGGAGGACGGCGUCCCCUCGUCCGUCCGGCUGCUGCCUGCUCAGACGUACCUGAGUGUGGACGAGGACGCGGCCGGAGCUCUGGAGAGGAAGAGGAACUUCAUCUACUGCCUGAUCGUCCACAUCAUGAAGCAGGAGAAGGAGAUGCACAUCGACAACCUGGUCUUCAAGGUGCUGGACUCCUGCCAGAGGCGGGAAGCGUCCCGGCCUGCGGGCGCCGGGCGCUUCGGCUGCAGCACGGGCGACGUGCUCUCCUGCAUCAUGCACGUCAUCGGGCGCGGCUGCGUGCGCCGCAGCGAGGACAACCCGCACAUCGUGGAGUUCCUGCCUGAGGACCCGUCCACGCCGCAGAAGGGCCAGGCCCAGUUCUCCUUCAGCCGGGCCGAAGGUCGGGAGGACGCCGACAUCAGUCUGACGUCGACACCUCGGCCGCUGGAGGACGGCGUUCUGGACGCGGUCCUCUUCUCGAUGGGUCGGACCAUGACGCAGGAGGACGUUCGUGAGCUGAUGCAGAGGACGGUCCAACAGGUAUCGGCGACUCUGAGUCUGGACCUGGACCGGGCCGAGCACCUUCUGGUCCACUGCAGGUGGAACGUGGACCUCCUGGUGCAGCGCUACACGGACGACUUUGAUGACCUCAUCGUGGCUGCCGGACUCGAGACUCGGAACCCGGAGCCGCCGCCGAGCCCCGCCCCCACCUGCCCCGCCCCCACCUGCCCCGUGUGUCUCGGGCCCCGCCCCCCCGCCAAGGAGCCGGUGGCCUCGCUGAGCUGCAUGCACUACUGCUGCAGGCCCUGCUGGCAGGAGUACCUGACGGCGAGGAUCGAACAGAACCUGGUGAUGAACUGUAACUGUCCAAUCACAGACUGCCAGGCUCAGCCCACCUCGCUGUUCUUCCUCAGCAUCCUCACCGACAAGGACACCAUCGCCAAGUAUGAGAGUGCCUUGCUCAGAGGCUACGUGGAGUGCUGCUCCAACCUGACGUGGUGCACCAACCCUCAGGGCUGUGAUCAGAUCCUGUGUAAGGAGAACAUGGGCAGCAUGGGGACCUGCUCCAGGUGCUGCUGGUCCUCCUGCUUCAGCUGCAACUUCCCUGAGGCGCACUACCCAGCCAGCUGCAGCCACAUGUCCCAGUGGAUGGAUGAUGGAGGCUACUAUGAAGGGAUGACCAUGGAGGCUCAGAGCAAACAUCUCGCCAAGCUCAUUUCCAAACGCUGCCCCAGCUGCCAGGCUCAAAUCGAGAAGAACGAAGGCUGCCUGCAUAUGACCUGUGCCAAGUGUAACCAUGGCUUCUGCUGGCGCUGUCUGAAACCCUGGAAACCAACACACAAAGAUUACUACAACUGCUCCGCCAUGGUGAGUAAAGCAGCGCGGCAGGAAAAGAAGUUCCAGGAUUACAACGAGCGAUGCACCUUCCACAACCAGGCCAAGGACUUUGCGAUCAACCUACAGAACAAAGUGUCGUCCAUCAAUGAAGCUCUGCAGAUGAAGUCGUUGACCUUCGUCACCGACGCCUGUCAAGUUCUCGCUCAGGCUCGUAAGGUUCUGGCCUACUCCUGCGUCUACAGCUACUACAACCAGGAGACGGAGAAGAUGGACGUGAUGGAGCAGCAGACGGAGGCUCUGGACCUGCACACCAACGCUCUGCAGAUCCUGCUGGAGGAGACUCUGCUGCAGUGCACGGACCUGGCUUCAUGUGUCCGGCUGCUGAAACCAGAACAUCUGAACACGGGACUGGAGCUGAUCCGACGCAUCCAGGAGCGCCUGCUGGCCAUCCUGCAGCACUCCACCCAGGACUUCAGGGUGGGGUAUCAGUCCAAGAGCAGCCAGGACCCAGAAUCCACUCAGGCCUCCAACAAGGACCCCAACAAGGACCCCAACAAAGUGUCGGAGUCCGGAGACUCUGACAACAACAACUACGGCGACGAGGACGAGGACGAGGAGUAUGAUGAAGAGUACGUCCCGGAGUGGCACGAGGACUACGACGAGGACGACAUCGACGAGGACGACUUCUUCUCCGACGACGACGAGUCCGAGAACCUGGAAAGAGACUUCAGCCCCUUCGACUGAGGGAGGCCCCGCCCCUUCGCCUGAGGGAGGCCCCGCCCCUUUGCCUGAGGGGGCGGGGCUCCAGAGACGCAGAGACGUCCUUCUUCACCCCACCGCCAUCACGGCUGCACUCACCUUCCACCUCCUGUGUUUCUCCUUUAUGUUUUCAAAAAGGCAAAAGCACGAGGAAACGAAGGAAAGAGUUUAAUAUUUAAAUUCUAAGGCAGAAAAAAAUCUUAGUUUAGUCUUUUAAGUUAUGAAAAUAAAUUAUAAAUACUAAGUAAAUUCUGACAUGAAAGUCAUGUGAGUUCUGGUCAUUUUUAGUUCUAAAACUUGUUUAAAUAGUUUGAAACCAGUUUCAAACCAGUUAGAACCAGUCAAAACAUAGUUUGGAACCGGUUUGAAACGAGGAUUUUGAUUUCACUAACAGUUUGGAUUAGAUUGUGUUUUCAUGGAGGUCUCCUGGACUGAACUGGUUCUGGUCCCCUGGUGAAGGAUCUUGUUGCUUUGUGAUCCUUCUCAGAACAAAGUGUUUGUUUCCUGCUGCUGAUAAAAAGGGUUAUUGAUCCAGAGUUAUCUAAAGAUUUAUUGGUUCAUCACACGCUCUGCCUUCAUUUAUUUUUAUGACAAAUAGUCUUUUUUUACGUGUUUGUAGAGUUGGAUGUUUCUAAAGGAGCUGAUCCUGAGAGGAUCUGCAAUAACCGAUCAAUCAUCCACCCAUGGAUCCGUCUCAGUGGGAGCUGGUUCUGGUUCUGGAGUCCAGUUGGUGUCGGCUCCCUGUUUGUUGAUGUUCUAAAAUGUUGAACGGCUUCAGCAUCAAACUUAAUAAAAGCUUUUUUUGCUGCA
Messenger RNA from Pungitius pungitius (ninespine stickleback), 9007 nucleotides. RefSeq names its product cullin-9 (gene cul9). Lineage: Eukaryota; Metazoa; Chordata; Actinopteri; Perciformes; Gasterosteidae. The record is from RefSeq and is a predicted model, not a curated record. The transcript has 45 exons. Gene Ontology annotation, molecular function: zinc ion binding. The coding region runs from base 338 to 8182 and encodes 2614 amino acids.